This is a messenger RNA of Haplochromis burtoni (Burton's mouthbrooder), 2518 nucleotides long. Its product is annotated as golgin subfamily A member 7. Gene Ontology annotation, biological process: peptidyl-L-cysteine S-palmitoylation; Golgi to plasma membrane protein transport; protein targeting to membrane. Lineage: Eukaryota; Metazoa; Chordata; Actinopteri; Cichliformes; Cichlidae. The record is from RefSeq and is a predicted model, not a curated record. Gene Ontology annotation, cellular component: Golgi stack; palmitoyltransferase complex. The transcript has 6 exons. The coding region runs from base 66 to 497 and encodes 143 amino acids.
UAAACCUGGCUCAUAGGCUAGUCGUCCACGAGUGAAACCAAAGAAGAAAUAAGGCAGUAUUCACCAUGGCAGAGACUCACAGCUUGCAGGACAUGAGGCAGCAGGCUGCCAUCACUGCCAAAGUCUUCAUUCAGAGAGAUUACUCCAGUGGCACCAUGUGCCAGUUCCAGACCAAGUUCCCCUCUGAGCUGGAGAACAGGAUCGACAAACAGCAGUUUGAGGAAACUGUGAGGGCGCUGAACAACAUGUACGCUGAGGCCGAGAAACUGGGUAGCCAGUCAUAUAUUGAAGGCUGUCUGGCCUGCCUCACAGCAUACACCGUCUUCCUGUGUAUGGAGACGCACUAUGAGAAGGUUUUGAAGAAAAUUGCUAAGUACAUUCAGGAACAGAAUGACAAGAUCUAUGCACCGCGAGGCCUACUGCUCACUGACCCCAUCGAGAGAGGCCUGCGGGUCGUUGAAAUCACCAUCUUUGAAGACAGAAGCCUGACGAGAUAAAAGCUAACAUGCAGCUGUUGGGCUGCGCGGAGCUGCAGGGUCUACAGCAUUCCGUCAGCGGAGCACACCUCCCCCGAGGAAUUCCGAGGCCUGGAGCCUUAAUACUGCGUCUCUACAAUCUGUCAUCACUGUCAUAUGCAUGUUCCAUUCACAUGACUAGGUUUGAGAUGUUGUGCCUCACAGGUUUUAGCAUUAUUUCUUGCCUUUCUGUCACCAUUGAUGAGGCCGGUAUCAAAGUGUUAUAUGCUUGUAUUCAGCUGACACCCAUGUCCUCCUAAAAGAAAAUUACCUUCCCAUUCAGCUAAAAUGCAUUAUUAAUCUGGUUUCAUGGGAAGUGUUGUUUUUUUUAACUUUUGUCCUUGUUUAGGCGCUAAACUACUAUGUCUACUGAAGAAGUAGCUCAGGAUCUGAAAUAUGAAGCAAAUUCAGAUGUGCCUUAAAUCUGCACUCUAACGGCCUGCAGGGGGCGGCGACUCUGGCUGCAAAAAUAAGCCUGACUGUAAGGAAUACAAAGGAGAGAUGAGCCUGCUGCUCACUUGUUUUAAACACUUUCCUGACGAAUCACGCCAAAUAUUAAAUAAUGCAAUCUGAUUUUUAUUUUGUAAUUGAAUUUUAGUCCCAUUUUGGGUCAAAGAAGAUGAGGUUAUUCUUUAUGCUGCAGCUACCUUGUGUUUGCUACCAUGAGAGCGUGGAGUGAGCUAAGUUUCCUGUCAGUAAAAAUUCAUGGGCCCUCAAACUGGACAGUACAGUGGCCACUGUUUUCCAUCUUUAACCAGUUUUGGCCCAUCUGGUCACCUAAGAUGGAAAGCAAGACUAGUACCCACAUAUAUGUGAACAUGAGUGUUUGUUUCCCUUGAACCACAGUAGAAUGCAGUUUAGUUGUAUGGAAAGAACAUUUUUAGGAGUACAUGCGUUUAGCUGGACUAAAAGGAUUUAUAUCUUGGAGAGAUUCAGAAUUUAUUAACAUUCUUUAAGCCAUUAUAUUUUGGACGAUAAAUAUUUUUAAUGAUAUUUGUGGGGACUCUGACCUUUUAUAUAUGCCUGUCCUUUUUAGAAGGUCCUUUUUAAACAAUAAAGCUGACAAACAGGGUAACUCAUUUUUAUGACGCUAUGGAACAGCCACACUGUAAGGAAGGCAGUUGUUAUCAGUGCCGCAUCCCUGAGCUCCCUCUUUGCUUGCUUUAUUUUUGCUGGUGCGGUUUUUUUGGGUGCAUGGUAUUUUAAUCAGCAUGUUUCCCCAUCAGUUUUCAGGUUAUAAUUUCCAGCUCUUGACAUUCUAGUCAGUCCCAGAUUAAAAUUUUACUGUAUGUCUCAUGGUUGAUUUAAGAGAUUCUUUUGUGUGUGAAACAAAACUUGUGCCUGCUCGGUAUUUAAGCAUGUCAUACUGUAAAUGCACCUCCUCGAAUCAUGGUUCGUUUUCUUUGAAGACUAUACAUAAUGUUUGGUGACUACUUUUUAUUUUUUGACUCGCAUUCAAUAAGUGUAUACUUUAAUCAUAUCUUGUGAGCUUGCCUUUGACUGAAGUAUUAAAAGUGCUCUUGUUAGUUGACCUUGAAUGUUUUCUGUGAGAAUCUCCAGGUAUUAGACAGUAACUACAUCUCAGUCCUGCUAAUCUGUAAAGUUCUUCAGAGACCGUGUGACUUGUUUUGUUCACUUUCUGCUUACACACUGAAAUCUAACACUACGAUUCUUACUCUGAGGAGAACCUCAGUGCUGUUUGUGUUAACAAACCUUACCAAAGGUUGAACAGCAUGUACAGCUGAUUGUGUUUCUCUUGUGAAUGUAGUCUGACAGAAGCAGCUUGUAAAAAAGUGUAUGUACAAGUAAUGACCUUUGAAUGCCAUCAGUAACAAAGAUUUUUAAUUUUUGUAAAUAAAUGUUUCUUUAAUUUUUUUUAGUUAGUCAUUUAUUUAUCGUAUACAUAAUUAAAACUCAGCUGAUUUAACUUUUCUCAGUUGAAAUCAAGAUCCUAAAUUAACCUUGAAAUUGUACGCUUACAAAUAAAUCCUGUAAAUAUUUUA